This is a messenger RNA of Oryza brachyantha (malo sina), 1948 nucleotides long. Its product is annotated as cytochrome P450 714B1-like. NCBI's taxonomy places the organism in Eukaryota, Viridiplantae, Streptophyta, Magnoliopsida, Poales, Poaceae. The record is from RefSeq and is a predicted model, not a curated record. The transcript has 6 exons. The coding region runs from base 1 to 1818 and encodes 605 amino acids. Gene Ontology annotation, molecular function: monooxygenase activity; oxidoreductase activity, acting on paired donors, with incorporation or reduction of molecular oxygen; iron ion binding.
AUGCGCUUCGUUGCUUAUCUCAAGUACCAAUACGGUGUUAACUUGAUUUGCUGUGGUUACCGCAAUUGCCCCUGGUGCGGUGUACGCGUGCAGAAUCUCUCGCUUUUACGUGCUUCGAUCCAUACCACCGCCCGGUUCGCCUGCACGCAGUUUCAUUCUCCACUAGUCAUCUCUCUGUCUCCCUCUCCGGCCAUCUUGCGCAUCAACGUCACCGAUCGAUCGAUCGAGACGAUGGUGGCGGCGGCCAUGGCGGCGGCGAGCUCGUGCUGCUUCGCGGUGGCGGCGUGCAGCCUGGGGCUGUACCUCUACUACGUCCUCUGGGUGGUGCCGGAGAGGCUCCGCGCCCGCCUGAGAGGCCAAGGGAUCGGCGGGCCACGCCCCUCCUUCCCUUACGGCAACCUCGCCGACAUGAGCUCCGCCUCCGCCGCCGCCACUAAGGCUACCGGAGAACGACGGUGCGACGGCGCCGCCGCCAUCGUGCACGACUACCGCCAGGCCGUCUUCCCCUUCUACGAGAAGUGGAGAAAACAACACGGCCCUGUAUUCACGUAUUCAGUAGGGAAGAUGGUGUUCCUGCACGUGAGCCGGCCGGAGUUGGUCCGGGAGCUGAGCCUGUGCGUGUCGCUGGACCUCGGCAAGAGCUCCUACAUGAAGGCGACGCACCAGCCUCUCUUCGGCAACGGCAUCCUCAAGUCCAACGGCGACGCCUGGGCUCACCAGCGCCGCCUCAUUGCUCCCGAGUUCUUCCCCGACAAGGUCAAGGGCAUGGUGGAUCUGAUGGUGCGUUCGGCACAGGUCCUAGUCAAGUCAUGGCAGGACAGAGCUGACGGAGGUGACGCGAGUGCGUUGGAUUUCAUGAUCGACGAUGACAUCAGGGCCUAUUCUGCCGAUGUGAUCUCCAGGACGUGCUUCGGCAGCAGCUACGUCAGGGGCAAGCAGAUCUUCGACAUGAUCAGGCAGCUGCAGAGGGCGGUGUCCUGCAGCAAGAAGCAGCAUCUACUGGCCGAGGUGACCGGGCUCAGCUUCUUCUCCACGACGAGCAGCAGCCGGGCGGCGUGGCGGCUCAACAGGCGUGUGCGCGCUCUGAUACUUGACCUCGUCGGAGAGAGCGGGGAGGACGGUGACAACCUGCUCACUGCGAUGCUCCGUAGCGCCAGAGGCGGCGGCGCCGCGGCUGAGGACUUCGUUGUGGACAACUGCAAGAACAUCUACUUCGCCGGGUACGAGAGCACGGCGGUCACCGCCGCGUGGUGCAUGAUGCUCCUGGCGCUUCACCCGGAGUGGCAGGGCCGGGUGAGGGAGGAGGUGCAGGAAGCGUGCAACGGCGGCGGCGGCCUGGCGCCGGACUUCCCGGCGCUGCAGAAGAUGAAGAACCUAACGAUGGUGAUCCAGGAGACGCUGCGGCUGUACCCGGCGGGCUCCGUGGUGUCGCGGCAGGCGCUGCGGGAGCUCGUCCUCGGCGGCGUGCGCGUGCCCAAGGGCGUCCACAUCUACGUCCCGGUCUCGACGCUUCACCUGGACACCGAGCUGUGGGGCGCCGCCGCGGCGGAGUUCGACCCGGGGCGGUUCGCGGACGCCCGGCCGCCGCUGCACGCGUACCUGCCGUUCGGCGCCGGCGCGCGCACCUGCCUCGGCCAGAGCUUCGCCAUGGCCGAGCUCAAGGUGCUCCUCUCGCUCGUGCUCUGCAGGUUCGAGGUGGCGCUGUCGCCGGGGUACGUGCACUCGCCGGUGCUGAGGCUCAUCGUGGAGCCGGAGCAUGGCGUGCGGCUACUGCUCAAGAAAAUGAGGCCCAACUGUACAUGGUCCGGGUUUGAUUAGUCCAAUCUGGGCCUUUUGUGAACAGUGCUUUCAGCCCAUUUAGGUAUUGCAAAAAAUAUACUCGGCUUUGAGCUUGCACCGUCAACAACAAUCUUCUUCUGUGUUAGAGUGGACCAACUAAUUUUACUCC